AUGAUCAAUCUUUAUCCUCUCAUACUCGGUUUCGUCAAAUCUGCUUCGCUCUUGAUACUUGUUGUUUCUGUCUGUAACGGAGCACCAGCUCCGCAGGGCGAUGGUAUGAAUAAGAGAGAUGGAAUCCCACCAUCAUACCUAUCUACUCCCAUUGAAUCUACGCUUCAAAAACGACAAGCACCGCCCAAGAUGCCCAAGCCACCGGAAGAUCUUGCAAGAGCAUAA
Melampsora larici-populina 98AG31 is the source of this 225-nucleotide messenger RNA. RefSeq lists its product as uncharacterized. Lineage: Eukaryota; Fungi; Basidiomycota; Pucciniomycetes; Pucciniales; Melampsoraceae. The coding region runs from base 1 to 225 and encodes 74 amino acids. The record is from RefSeq and is a predicted model, not a curated record. The transcript is spliced from 2 exons.